UCAAAAUGUCGCCUAUAUUUGACUUCCUUAGCUCUAUAUUGCGGCGAAGGCUCAAAUGUUUAAUUGAUGUUUCACACUAUGUGCUCCUUCUUCUGCUCUGCGGAUGCGGAAUUUUGGUUCGCUUUGGAGUUGAUCACCAAGAAAAGAUGACAUCUCUCCGCCAGGAGCCAGAUCAUUUUCCUAGCAAUCUAGGAGAUCUAACAUCUCUCCGCCAGGAGCCAGAUCAUUUUCCUAGCAAUCUAGGAGAUCUAACUGACUCUUACCCGCCAUGGAAUACGUCUAUCCCUAACAACAAUGAUGGAAGAUGGUUGCAUAAUUUAUGCUGUCAGCUGAAAGGAUGGUUCUUCUGGAAGUUUUUCUUUGUCGUGCCGUUGACGGCAAGAGCUGUGAGAUGGUUUUUUAUAAACCGUCAUUAUAAGAAGAUUUCAAUCGCAGCUCUUUUUGAGCUCAGGGCACAGGCUGCCGAAAUCUCAAAGACGUAUAAAAUCAGAAGGAGAUCUUACAGGAUUUUGAGAUCAUUCGUACGUAUUUGGUGUCGACCUUUCCGAAAAUAUAAAAAAUCUCGACAAACUAGUCGAAUGAGGAAAUCGGCUAAAAAAUAUUUCAGACAGGCUUUAAAUCGAAGACAUCGAAUCAAUUCGAAAAACAGAAUAAUUCAAAGAAAUCGGUUUCUACAAAUUGGCGACGUUAACACACAAUAUGGUUCGCAACAUUCAGAAAGGAAGGCUGACGUAUCCUUUAACCAAGCCAAUGUCGCAAACGCUCAACCCGGGUUUUCAAGAACGGAAGAUUUGCCCAACGAGGCAAACAUUUCUGAUAACGAUAAUUCAGAGAAAAUUGCAGAAAAAAAUUUCAAUGAGUCUUCGCGAAUAUUUGGUGUUGGAAACAAAUCCAUGCACGAACCACCAUUCAAAUCCGAUGAAUCAGACAAUUCAUCGAUUCGGAAGCUUCAUGUGCAUGUAGAAAUACCUCGUAUGAUGGACUCUGACCCAUGUUAUACGGAUUCCCCUGUCUGUAAAUCGUCAUGUCCAGUUUCUUCCACUGCAUCGGGCAGUUGUGGCAGCAAUAUUUCGAGAGAAUCACCAUGCGACCGCACAAAUUACCGGAACUUGAAUGAGCAAGAACAAUCUCAGGACACAGAAAUGAAUGAAUCCGCAACAUCCCGUCAAUCAGACGAAUCUAAGUAUUCAGCAUUGUGCCUCUCAGAAAUAUCCACUGGUGUUUCUCAAAGCCUUUCGGAGUGCGACCUCCCAUCCAUGGAAUGGUCGGACGAGGAUGACGAUAAUUCUGUGAAUUUCAACAGGUAUCAAGACGAAGAACCUCGUAUCACUUCUCCCGGCUCGCAUGAAAAAUUAAAAAUUAUUCCCGAGUACCUGAAAAGACGAAAGACUAGCGGAAACGAUUAUUUGAAUGAAGUAUCAUCAGCUGGGAGCCAUUCAAGUAAUGGAUACCGUGACUGUUCUCCCGGUAGAAUCGAAUCAUUCGGGGGACAACACAAUUUUUCCAGUUCAUUAAAAAAUUGUAAACAGCGCAUUCCGUCCUUAUGUUCUGGAAUUUUAUUCCCUUCAGCGGGAAGAAGAAUUGAACGAACCCGAGAUGGAAAACACAAUCCAGCGCCUAACUCGCCAAUUCGAAAAGCGAUCGCCAUCAAAAUCCCCAGCGUUCCCAAAAAGAGUGAUUCCGAAUAUGAAUCUGACACCGCCAGUAGUGGCGUGGUGUCAAGUACGGUGACAAGGUUUGGAGAGCCCAAUGAGAAUAAAGAUAUGGAAAAUCAGUGUUUUUCGGAGAGUUGCAACAAGUCAUAUGAUAAUGCCAAAAUGAUAUAUCCGACGGGUUUUGUGAAGCCAUUUACCGUAACGCCAACUACUACAAUGGCACUUUUAAAGGAUAACAGAAUUGGAGGUUCUUCACACACGAUUUCCACACCAAACAUCGAUGAAAUGAAAAUUUCGCGCAGGAAAAAAUUCAAAGAUUACGCUGAGAUUUAUCAUCCAUCGAGUGAAAGUGUUCGAGAAAAUAACAAGCAUUCUCAUACAAAAGUUCAAAAUGACACAUCAGAUGAAAUCAUCGGGAAUCGAGAACAGGAUGAAUUUGAGUCAAAAUCUCACACAGUGGAUGAAACACAAGAUAUUGAAAAAGGAAAUGGAAUUAUUUCCUGCGAGGAAAACAUUGCAUUUGAGCUCAAGAAUGACCUUGAGUCGAUUCAUCAUAAGUUAAAGAAAAUGGAUCAACGACAAAGAGAGGAAUUUAUUUCUGAAAGUGAAACUAGUAUUUAUUGGAUUCUGGAGAAAUUAAAACAAGAGAAAAGUAGACUUGAUGAAAUGGUAUUUUCAAAAAAUUCACCCAAAAAAGAAUCUGUGCCAAGGAAACAAAAACUGAAAAAUCCGUUUCGGUGGAUCCGAUCAAAAGUUUCCUCAAAUUUGCAUAAGAAGGACGAUGACCAUUCAAAGAUUCUACUCUUAUCAUCACUGAAAAAAGUGGAAUUGAGAAUGGAAUUGGAAGAAAAUCGACUCCAAAAGCAUAGAAAACUUCUAUCACAAAUUGAAGAAGAAGAGCGCAAAAGAAAAUCGAAAGCUCGUACAGAAAUAUUAAAUCUGAAGAGAUGCAUUGUAGAAAACACGAAACGGGGAAUGGAACUCCGAAAACUUAUUAUAAACAGCAAACACAAUGAUGAAUCAGGAAUCCACUGCCACGAUUGUAUGUUCAAUCUACAUGCAAGCAUUUGGAAAGAAUCAAUCCCUGUUUUUGAAAAUCCAAUUCUAAAUGAAAUUGAUGGAUUUCUUCCUUGCUGCCCCACAGUGAUGGUAAUUAAUAUGAAGUAUGAAAAUCUGGAACUUGACAACAAUGACAUUGAAAUUGAUCUAAAACUAGACAGAGUGAAAAAAUUGCAAAAAGAAAUUCAACACGGAUUAUUCAGAAAAUCUUAUUUACAGCAUGGGCGAUUUACGAUUAAUUUAUGA
This is a messenger RNA of Styela clava, 2960 nucleotides long. RefSeq lists its product as uncharacterized. The record is from RefSeq and is a predicted model, not a curated record. NCBI's taxonomy places the organism in Eukaryota, Metazoa, Chordata, Ascidiacea, Stolidobranchia, Styelidae.